Molecule: messenger RNA, 1424 nt
Organism: Drosophila subobscura
Lineage: Eukaryota; Metazoa; Arthropoda; Insecta; Diptera; Drosophilidae
Product: dehydrogenase/reductase SDR family member on chromosome X
Exons: 5
Coding region: 223-1290 (355 amino acids)
Source: RefSeq, a predicted model, not a curated record
GCGCAUUUAAAGCUUACAGUUCGCUUUUGAAUUUCUCGCGGUGCGGUUGUGACUACAAGGGCCUGGCCAGUGCGGAAACCGGUUCUCCGAAAUCGAGCAAUAGAAAUUGAAAACUUCAAGGCGGCCCCCAAAACCCACAACUCAAAACCCAAAGCCAAACCUUUAAUUGAAUAAAAAGGGUGUCAAUAUUAGCAUAGACACGUUUGGCUGACCAAAGGCAUCAUGCUGUUUGCAUUGUUUUGGCUUCUCUUUGUGGGCCUGCUGCUGUGCGCGUUUCUCUUCUCGAAAACGACCAAGGAGUUCCCCAAGUCAUGGUUCGAGUGGAAGACAGAGUUCCGGUACCAAUAUUUGGGCAUUGUGGGACUCAUCCACGAUGCACACUACGCAGCGCGGGAUCGUGUGGCACUUUAUAAGCAGCCGGAUCGCAUCGCUGUCAUCACGGGAGGUAAUCGUGGCAUUGGACUACGAAUUGUGGAGAAGCUGCUGGCCUGCGACAUGACUGUUGUCAUGGGUGUUCGCGAUCCCACAAGCGCCGAAGCCGCCGUUGGAGCAAUUGUGGAUCUGAAGGAGUCCAAGGGCAAGCUGAUCUGCGAGCAGCUGGAUGUGGGAGAUCUGAAAUCAGUGCAGGCCUUUGCACAGCGCAUCAAGGAGCGCUACACGAAGGUCGAUCUGCUGCUGAACAAUGCUGGCAUUAUGUUUGCGCCCUUCAAGCUCACCGCCGAUGGUUACGAGUCGCACUUUGCCACGAAUUACUUGGGACACUUUCUGCUCAGCCAUCUGCUGCUGCCACGCCUCAAGGCGGCGGGCAAGCCAGGCAAAAAUGCGAGAAUUGUGAAUGUGAGCUCCUGCGUGAAUCUCAUUGGACGCAUCAACUACAAGGAUAUCAAUGGAAAUCAGCAAUAUUAUCCAGGCACCGCCUACAGUCAGUCGAAGCUCGCCCAAAUCCUCUACACGCGCCACCUGCAGACGCUGCUGGAUGCAGAAAAGUCGCACGUGCAGGUGAAUGUCGUGCAUCCGGGCAUUGUGGACACGGAUCUCUUCGAGCACUCGGCCACCACAUCGGUGCCCAUGUUCAAGAAGCUCUUCUUCAAGACGCCGGAGCGUGGCUCCCGCACGGUCGUGUUUGCGGCCAUUGAUCCCUCGAUUGAGGGCCAGGGCGGCACUUAUCUGAGCAACGGCGGCAAGGGGCCCUUCCAUCCGGAUGCUAGGAAGCCUGAAAAGUGCGAGAAAUUCUUCAAGUUCUCCUGUGAGCUGCUCAAGAUUAAACAGUAUGGAAAUGGCGAAUAUUGACAGCAGACAUUCCCUCUUCACACACAUUCCGCUAAACGCUAACUUGGUGCAACGCUUAAACAACUUUUAACACAGAUUUUAGUCUCUAUUUGUUUGUGUAACGAAUUCUUGUAUAAAAUAAUUUUAUAUAGAAA